CUUCCGAAUCGCAGCCCUGCAAAAGAUCAACCAGCCUCAGCGCUGCUCUCUGCAUACGAAGAGGCUAUGGGUACGCGUCUGCAAGGCUGCAUGAUUCUAUAGGUCGGCCUGGCCGUAUUCCGCCCAGUGCUUUUCAGCAUGGCUUCGCUCAGCUCAGGCUCUGCAUCUGCGGGAGCAAAUUUCUCGUCGCAUCCACGUACCCAUACAGCGUCAGGUAGGUCGUUCGCCGAAUGCGGAGAUAGUGGAGUUCGUCUAGAAUAGUAAAAAGGCACUGGCAGCGCGGCCAUUUUCCAAUGUUUCAAAGAUACCCUUUAGUUUAGAUCGGCGGUAACACGUCGUAUUUCCUCUCUCACUCCAUAAUCGUUUUCUUAUCCUCCUUUCAAGUUGUUACUUUAUUCAUAAUCCAUAUUGUCAUGGGGUCGUACUCGAAAGGCGACAUUGAUACGUCUGAUAUCGCCGUCGUGGGCCUCGCUUGCCGCUUCCCAGGCGGUGCUUCGAACUCUACCAAGUUCUGGGACUUGUUGUAUGAACGCAAAUCUGCGUACUCCGAAGUGCCCCAAAGCCGCUACAAUGCCAAAGCUUUCCACCACCCGGGCGGCGAUAAACUCAACACCCUGAGUUGCACAGGCGGUCAUUUUCUAGAACAAGAUGCCUCUGCCUUCGAUGCGCCUUUCUUCAACAUCACAGCUCAUGAGGCAAAGGCCAUGGACCCAACCGCAAGGAUGCUCCUCGAAGUGACUUAUGAGGCACUUGAAAACGCCGGCUUGCCGAUUGAGAACCUCACAGGAAGCGACACUAGCUGCUAUGUUGGCUGCUUCACCCGGGACUAUCACGAAAUGCUGAUGCGAGAUGCUGAGACCUCGCCCAUGUAUGCUGGUACAGGCACCGGUUUCUCACUCUUGUCAAACCGUGUCUCAUGGUUUUACGAUUUUCGAGGCCCGAGUAUGACGUUAGACACAGCAUGUUCUUCCAGUCUUGUCGGUCUGCAUUUGGCAUGUCAAGGCCUCCGCGCAGGAGAGUCCAAGAUAGCGGUAGUGAGCGGUGCGAACUUGAUCCUCAGUCCAGACUUAGCGAUGUUUCUAUCAAACCUUCACAUGCUGUCCAAGGAGGGGCUGUCAAAAUCCUUUGCAGAAGGGGUCACCGGAUAUGGCCGAGGCGAAGGCAUCGCAACCGUCAUCUUAAAGCCUCUUGCAGAUGCUUUACGCGACGGUGACUCUAUACGCGCCGUAAUCCGAGGUUCCGGUAUUAAUCAAGACGGACACACAACAGGUAUCACGCUGCCGAACAGCGACGCGCAGGCUAGCUUGAUCCGAUCGACCUAUCGCUCUGCCGGGCUCGACUUUUCACAGACCAGCUAUUUCGAGGCGCAUGGGACUGGCACCGCAGUUGGGGACCCACUGGAGCUUUCCGCUGUCGCUAAGACUCUCGGCAAAGGGCGCCAACCGGGCAACGAGCUUCUGGUUGGCUCGGUGAAAUCAAACAUCGGUCACCUAGAAGGUGCAGCAGGGCUAGCUGGUUUUAUCAAGUGUGUGUUGAUGUUGGAAACUGGCAUCAUCUUGCCCAACAUUCACUUCGACAAACCGAACCGGCGAAUACCGUUCGAAAAUUGGAAAAUUCGCGUUCCAACGUCAGCUAUCCCAUGGCCUUCUGACGGGCUUCGACGCGUGAGCGUGAACUCCUUCGGCUACGGCGGUACGAAUGCGCAUGUCAUACUCGAUGAUGCUGGCCAUCAUCUUGCUGAGUUGGGCAUACGUGUUGAUCAUAUCCGUAACGCACUGGUUCAAGAAUACGGGAAAAAGGUCCCCAAACACCGCCUCUUCAUAUUUAGUGCACGAGACGACGCUGCCUUGGAUCGGAUGAGGAUGCAAUACCUGCACUAUUUGGAAUUAAUUGAAUUCAAAAAUACACUAAAAGAUGCGGCCACCGAAAGUGCGUAUAUGGACAGCUUAUCAUAUACGUUGAGCAACCGACGUUCCAAGUUCGACUGGAAAGCGUGCGUGGCUGCUUCAACUGUUGUGGACCUGAAAAAUGCCCUUUCGGCGUCGAAAUUCGCGUCCACGCGAUCAUCCACCACGCCUCGCAUUGCCUUCGUAUUUACUGGCCAGGGCGCGCAAUGGGCUAGGAUGGGUAUAGAACUAUUACAAUACCCAGUUUUCAGAGCUAGUGUUCUCGCUGCCGACCGGUAUCUGAAGGGGACACUGGGCAGCGAAUGGUCCGCUACUGAGGAACUCGAAAGAGAUGCUGGAGCUACCAAUAUUCAACUUGCCAGAUUCAGCCAGCCUAUUUGCACCAUUCUUCAAGUCGCCCUUGUUGAUCUUUUCACGUCCUGGAACAUCAAACCUGUGGGAGUGGUGGGUCAUUCCAGCGGGGAGAUUGGAGCUGCUUAUAGCUUCGGUGCGAUAUCUCGAGAGGACGCCUGGAAGAUCUCGUAUUGGCGAGGAAAGCUGUGCUCUGAGUUGGCUACAGAGGCACCUGAAUUGAAAGGUGCAAUGAUGGCUGUCGGCUUGUCUUCCAACGACGCCGAGAAGUAUAUCGCAACAGUCACGAAAGGCAAGCUUGUCGUCGCUUGCGUCAACUCUCCGUCUUCCGUUACUAUUUCCGGAGAUGAAGCUGCAAUUGAUGAGCUUCUCGAGAACCUCAACUCAGAUGGCGUCUUCUGUCGGAAGCUGAAGGUCGAGAAUGCCUACCACUCUCAUCAUAUGGGAAUUAUUGCAGACAGAUACCGCGAUCGGAUAUCAGACAUAUCGUCUAGAACACUGCCACCAGAAGGGAAUAUGAGAAUGGCCUCCAGCGUCACUGGUACCCUUGCGACGUACGCCGAUCUCGGGCCUGACUACUGGGUUCGAAACCUUGUUUCUCCAGUGCUCUUUUCCGACGCUGUUCAAACUUUAUCCAAAGACACCACACAGCGCAGACGUCGAGCAGCUCGAACGACAGAGGUGACUUUCGACAUUUUGCUCGAAGUGGGACCACACGCUGCAUUGAAGGGUCCUUUGAGGCAGAUUAUGCAACAACAAGAGAUCAAAAAUAUCCCAUAUGAGUCGGUUCUCAUGCGAGGAGAAGCUGCCACCAAAGCAGCCGUCGCGGCGGCUGGGGCACUUUACAUCCGUGGUGUCCCAGUGUCCAUCUCAGAUGUCAACGACUUGCAGACUGAGCCCAAAGCACUCCUCGAUCUGCCAUCCUACCCGUGGAACCACUCUUUGAAAUACUGGUCUGAGUCCAGGCUGAGCAAAAAUUACCGCUUCAGAGAGCACGGUCGGCAUGACUUGGUCGGCGCAUUGACUCCGACAUCAAGCGAACUGGAGCCAAGAUGGAGACAUUUCCUCCGGCCUACUGAGAAUCCCUGGAUCCGUGAUCACGUUGUCCAGUCAAGUAUCUUGUACCCAGCGGCGGGAAUUCUCGCAAUGCCUCUGGAAGCAAUACAGCAGAUUGCCGACAAAGAGAAGCAAAUUGAAAGUAUCCAGCUCAGAGAUGUUCGUAUCACUAAAGCUAUGGUCGUACCGGACGACCAGCUGGGUGUCGAAUGCUUCUUGCAGUUGCGGCACCAACGGACCGGAUCUAGCGGCGCUUCAGCGGGCUGGUGGGAGUUCUCUGUGUCUAGCUGCCACGAGGACCAAGAUGUUGAAGAAAAUGCCUUCGGAUCGAUCAAGGUCAAUUACAAAUCUGACGAGAGCGGCCCCUGGGCCACCGGCAAAAGCUUGCUCCAUGCAGCGCUGAAGGAUGAGUACGAGAGCUCCAAGAGACUAUGCACACGGAAGAUUGCCCCCGAAAAUUUCUACAAGAGGACUGAAGAGGCAGGUCUGGCGUAUGGACCUUGUUUCCAAGGCCUGACUAACAUCUCUUCGGGCAAUGGUCGCGCUUGCUGCACUAUUGCUAUUCCGGAUACGAAGGGUGUGAUGCCAUCCAGCAUCGAAAGCGGACAUCUCAUCCAUCCCACCACUCUGGACAUUAUCUUUCAUUCGCUAUUUGCCGGACUCGGUGCCGAAGAGCUGGAGUUUCAGAAUGCAGCCGUUCCAAUCUCUUUUGAUAGCCUCACGCUCUCUAUGGACCUUCCUUCUGGCGCGGGUGCUCAAUUCAAAGGGUUCUGCCAGACAACAAGAGCCGGCCCACGAGAAGUCGUCGCGGAUGUGUACAUGUCAGAUGCCACUUGGGAUGAGCCAAAGGUGCAGAUCAAGGGCAUACGAUGCAAGGAGCUGCCGAGAACUGAUGUAUCAAGUUUGUCGGACGGAGCUGCGAAGGCCCCCUUUGGAACGCUACUUUGGAAGCCGGAUAUAACUCUACUAAACCCUGCUUCGUUGGAGGAGUAUAUCACUUCGGGCAGCAUCGCAAAACCGGCUACGAAUGGGACGGGCCAAGGAGCAAUUAUCUACCUUGCAGCGCAUAAAAACCCCGACUUGUCCAUUCUUCAGAUCGGCGCUACUGGAACUGACUUGCCAGCUUCGGUCCUGUCCACGCUCCAGCACACUCCAACUGCCACACCAAAUUUCUCAAAUUACACCUUAGCUGACGCCGACAAACCAAAGUUGGAAGCCGCCGAGAGUAGUCUUCAGGACUGGGGAUCUCUGCUAGCUUUCAUUACCCUAGGUUCCGCUUUCGAUCUUCAAGAGCUUCAAGAAACGUCAUUUGAUGUGAUCAUCGUAGAUACCGGCUCCUGCGAUAGCACGAAAAGGGAAGACCUAUUCCGCAAUGUGCAGGCACUGCUGAGUGAGACGGGAUACCUUUUUGUUCUGAACGUUCGUACUGAUCAGUAUUGUAGGUCUUGGAACGCCACAGAAACUAAGCUCAAGCUCCAUCCCUUCGAGGAGGCAUCGCAGAAUGCUCUAUUCCUCGCCACGAAUCCUACCAUCGAAGAACGCGAUGGUGACCCUAUCUACGUUCUUCAGCCACAUAAUACAACAGCAAGAGCAGCCGAGAUCUGUGAUGCAGUAGUAAGUAGCCUUGCUAGCAAGGGAUUAGAGGCACGCUCUGUCGAAUGGACGCAAUCGCUCGCGGAAAUGAAGGGGAAGCGACUGGUAUCUUUGCUUGAAUUAGAAAAGCCACUGCUGGCCGACAUAUCUCCGGAAGAUUACGACAUACUGAAAAGCGUCGUUCUGCAGAACCCGCAGCUACUGUGGGUUUCUAUAGGAGAAGACCCUGUCAUGGAUGCGGCUCUGGGGUACCUGAGGGCCUUGAAGAACGAGAACUUGAACCUCGAUGUUCGGUAUUUACACCUUGAAGACAAGACUGUCCGAACUCCAGAGGACCUUGCAAAGACCAUCACCAAAAUAGCAACAGUGCGGAAUGGCGACCGGGAAUUUGUCGAGAUAGACGGCCGUCUAUGCAUCAAUCGAUGGGUCUCGGAUGAAGGUCUGAGCAGGAUGAUAUUGAAUGACCAGACAGCAGGCUCGCCUGAGUAUAUGGCCAUUGGAGAGGCUCAGACGGGCUUGGAACUCAAUGCUGGGAGUCUUGAUCACCUAGAUUCCUUCUUCUUUACCAUUGACACGGACUCAUCAUCUGAGCUCGCCGCCGACGAAGUAGCUAUUGAAGUCAAAGCCAUUGCUAUCAAGGACAGAGAUGCUACGUCUGUCAAAGAGAUCAGCGGUAUAGUGAAAUCGGUAGGAAAUGGCGGCUCGAACCUUAAACUGGGCGAUCGCGUUUGCGCCACAGGCACUGGGCCCUACCGAACGAUCUUCAAAACCAAAGAGCGUCUCUGCCAGCAGAUCCCUGAUGAAGUCACGUUCGAAGAAGCCGCUUCGUGGCCGCUUACUUAUGGCGCUGCUUAUCUAGGUCUCAUCCAGACUGGACGUCUGCAACCAGGUCAAUCUGUUCUAAUUCGCGCUGCGGCUAGUCCGAUCGGCCAGGCGGCUAUCAGAAUAGCACAGGCAUACGGAGCAACGAUCUUCGCCACCGUGGAAACCAACGAAGAGAGCUCUCUUCUUAAAGAAUCAGGUAUCCCUCAAGAUCAUAUCCUUAAUGACGGGGAUCAACAGUUGGCUGCUGCUAUCGCCACUUUGUCUCAGGGUGGAGGAUGCGAUGUGAUUCUCAACAAUUCGACAUCGAAAAUCGGAGAGAGCUGGCGGCGAUUCUGGGACAGCAUAUCCUCAUUUGGUAUUCUCGUCAAUCUCCAAGACGCGGCCGCUUCAAGCGACUCCUCCUUGGCUACGCUACCUUCCCGGAGGGGUGCUUCUUUCUCGACCAUCGAUAUGGAUCUCAUCGUCCGAGAAAACCCUUCGCUGAUGGCCGACAUAUUCCAAGGACUAUCUUCAUUCCUGGCCAAACAUCCUAUCAAACCGAUCGGUCCGCCAUCAGUUUUCUCAGCUGAUAAAGUCGUCGAAGCCUUCGCUUCUUUGGACAACCAGGGCAGCGCAAUUCUCUCUUUCAACCAGCAAGACCAAAUUCCAGUCUCUACGGGUACCCUGAACCCCCUCUGCCUCGACCCAAACGCCACCUACAUCUUAGUCGGCGGUCUCGGGGGUCUCGGUCGCAGCCUCGCCAGACUCCUCAUCGCCAAGGGCGCCCGCCACCUCGUCUUCCUCUCCCGCUCCGGCCCCAGCUCUCCCAACGCCAAAUCCAUGACCGACGAACUCACCUCCCUCGGCGCCACCUCUCGAAUCUACGCCUGCGACGUCUCCGACUCCACAGCCGUCCAGGCCGCCAUCCAUCAAUGCUCCCAAGACAUGCCCCCCAUCCGCGGCGCCAUCCAAAGCGCCGCCGUCCUCAACGACUCCAUCUACGAUAACAUGACGCACGCCCUCUGGCAGGGCGCCGUCAAGCCCAAGAUCCAAGGCUCCUGGAACCUGCACACUGCCCUCCCUAAAGACCUAGACUUCUUCGUCAUGCUCUCCUCCAUCUCCGGUGUCGUCGGGAACCGCAGCCAGGCCAACUACGCGGCCGGGAACACGUUCCAGGACGCGCUCGCGCACUACCGCCGCAAGCGCGGCCUGCGUGCUGUCAGCAUCGAUCUGGGGCUGAUGCUGGGCAUCGGGCUGAUCGCUGAGCGCGGCGGUGGCACGAAUCUGCGGAAGUCGGAGGCAGUGGGGCUGGAUGAGAGCGAGUUUCACGCUAUUGUGACGGCGGCGAUGAAGGGGGGGUUUGGGCGGAGUCAGAUGCCGACGCAGUUGGUUACAGGGCUGCCGACGGGUGGGAUCCUCAAGCGGAGCGGGCUCGAGAUGCCGUUCUACUACGAAGAUCCGCGGUUCUCCCUGCUCAGGAAAACGGGGCUCCAAGACGUGGCGGACGAGGAGGGGGAUGGCGGUGCCGGCGCUGAAGGGGACUCGUUGCAGGCGCAGCUUACGCAGGCGACCUCGAUUCAGGAGGCGGGCAGGGCGAUCAGUGCGGCGCUGGCGGCGCGGCUGGCGAAGGGGCUGCAGACGGCCGCUGAGAACAUCGAUGUGGAGAAGCCGCUGCAUUCGUACGGGGUGGAUUCGCUGAUGGCGGUGGAGACGCGGACGUGGAUUAUGCGGGAGGUGAAGGCGGAUGUGAGUUUGUUUGAUGUGCUGAGUGGAGCGAGUAUUGCGGCAUUGGCAAUGAAGAUUGCGGGUUUGUCGAAGUUGGUUCCGGAUGGGCUUGAGUAAGAUGGGUACGGUGUUUGAAGAGUAUUUUCGUAGGCUGUUUUCGGUUUUUCAUGUAUUGGAUAUAGUUAUCAUGAUAGCUUGAAUGUAGGAUUUAGACUCUAGUCUCGCCUCC
Molecule: messenger RNA, 7665 nt
Organism: Mytilinidion resinicola
Lineage: Eukaryota; Fungi; Ascomycota; Dothideomycetes; Mytilinidiales; Mytilinidiaceae
Product: putative polyketide synthase
Exons: 8
Coding region: 414-7553 (2379 amino acids)
Biological process (GO): fatty acid biosynthetic process; secondary metabolite biosynthetic process
Molecular function (GO): 3-oxoacyl-[acyl-carrier-protein] synthase activity; oxidoreductase activity; fatty acid synthase activity
Source: RefSeq, a predicted model, not a curated record